AUGAAGUUUACACUUGCCGCCACUGUCCUCGUCCUCGCAGGUAUCGCGCAGGCUAAUGUCGCUUGCUACUGCACUGGGCCAGCCGAGCUCAAUCCAGACAGAUUCGCUAAUAUCUGCUGCACUGACACCUCCGGGGUGACUUUCCCCGACGGAAGGGACCGACCUGGUAGUUGGGAUGGUAGGAACGGCGAAUGUCGAUUGCAGACAGAUGGGUUGGGCUUUACGCUGAACCAAAUGAUCAAUGCUUGGGCUCCUUGCUGCAGGAGUACAGGGCCACAGGGCCCGAACGGAGAGGACUUGCUGUGGGGUGGGAACUGCAAUGAUGUCUAA
Molecule: messenger RNA, 330 nt
Organism: Alternaria burnsii
Lineage: Eukaryota; Fungi; Ascomycota; Dothideomycetes; Pleosporales; Pleosporaceae
Exons: 2
Coding region: 1-330 (109 amino acids)
Source: RefSeq, a predicted model, not a curated record